This is a messenger RNA of Brienomyrus brachyistius, 2322 nucleotides long. RefSeq names its product hypoxia inducible factor 1 subunit alpha inhibitor (gene hif1an). Bases 282 to 1349 code for a protein of 355 amino acids. The transcript is spliced from 8 exons. NCBI's taxonomy places the organism in Eukaryota, Metazoa, Chordata, Actinopteri, Osteoglossiformes, Mormyridae. Gene Ontology annotation, biological process: negative regulation of Notch signaling pathway; peptidyl-aspartic acid hydroxylation. The record is from RefSeq and is a predicted model, not a curated record. Gene Ontology annotation, molecular function: [protein]-asparagine 3-dioxygenase activity; ankyrin repeat binding; peptidyl-histidine dioxygenase activity. Gene Ontology annotation, cellular component: cytoplasm; nucleus.
CGCUAGAUGUCAUAGUAUUUUUUAGUAGCUAUAACACUGCAAGCGUCGCGAUUUCCGCUAUGCCUUUUUACGUUUCUGCGUGAUUCGUCCCUUCUUAUUUACAUAUGUAUUUACAUCUUUGUUUACUGCGUACAGAAGUUUCUGAAUCGUCCGCGUAUGAUACCGGAUACAUUUUUAACUGAAAUUUUACCUUAAAUAUUUACAUUGGAAGAAAGUUUGUGAGACUUCUUUAGAAUUAGCAGCACGGCUAAGGCGGCGAAAGCUUCGCUACACCUUUAGGCAUGGCAGCGGCAACCGUGGCACCUGAAUCCGAUACAUCAGGCACCGAAAGCAGUACGGCAGACUCGGAAAGCCACAGUUCGGCAUGGAGCGAGUCUCAGCUUCGGAAGUACCCUUUUCAAACCAGGCCUAUCCCGCGACUCUCUCAUACUGACCCCCGAGCGGAGAUACUCAUAAACAAUGAGGAGCCAGUUGUCUUAACAGAUACGAAUCUUGUGUAUCCUGCGCUUAAAUGGGACCUGAACUACCUGAAGGAGAACAUGGGAAAUGGAGAUUUUUCAGUGUAUAUUGCCCAAAACCACAAGUUUCUCUACUUUGAUGAGAAAAAAAUGGUGAACUUUGAAAACUUUGUACCGAUGUCACGACGUACGGAAAUGAAAUUUGCAGAAUUUGUGGAAAAAGUAGAGGAAAUUGAAGAAUCGGGUGGUGACGAGAGAGUUUACUUGCAACAGACACUGAAUGAUACAGUAGGACGAAAAAUCGUUGUGGAUUUUCUGGGCUUCAACUGGAACUGGAUCAACAAGCAGCAAGCCAAACACAACUGGGGACAGCUAACCUCUAACCUUCUACUCAUAGGCAUGGAAGGGAAUGUAACUCCUGCACAUUAUGAUGAACAACAGAACUUCUUUGCACAAAUAAAAGGUUACAAAAGAUGCAUCCUUUUCCCUCCUGAUCAGUUUGAGUGUCUUUACCCUUUCCCUGUUCAUCAUCCCUGCGACAGACAGAGUCAGGUUGAUUUUGAAAAUCCUGACUAUGAAAGAUUUCCUAAAUUUAAAAAUGUCCUUGGAUAUGAGACUGUGGUAGGGCCAGGAGACGUGCUGUAUAUCCCAAUGUACUGGUGGCAUCACAUUGAAUCCUUGUUAAAUGGAGGAGUGACUAUCACAGUCAAUUUCUGGUAUAAGGGAGCACCUACUCCAAAGAGGAUAGAGUACCCUUUAAAAGCUCACCAGAAGGUGGCUAUUAUGCGGAACAUAGAGAAAAUGCUGGGCGAAGCUUUGGGAAAUCCACAUGAGGUUGGGCCUCUACUGAACACAAUGAUCAAGGGGAGAUAUGAACAGAAUUUCAGCUAGUGCUGUCAUCGCCUUUGUUCCCUGUGUGCUUUCAUUUCUAUUUUUGUACGCAUGUCGAAGCUACAAGUGCAUGCACUACUACUUGAACACAUUUGCCUAUUUAUCAUCUUUAUUUGAUUCCAAAAAAAUGUGUAAAUAUUCCUGAUUUAUGAUUGUCAUUUAAAAUGUCAUUUAUGAUGCUAAGAUAUUACAAGUGAAUGAUGUUUUCAAUAAUAGUUAUUGUAUAGGGUGAGUUGUAAAUUAAAUAUAGCUUGAUGACUGAAAAGACACAAUCGUAAUUUGGUAAUCAAACAAAAUUUGUGAGUGUUAUUGGGCUCUUUCUUUGUACAGUGAAAUAUGCCCUAUAUUGCUUUGUUAAUGUUCAAAUAUUGGACAGAGUUAGAAUAAUGCACAUUAUUCAGUAUUAACUUAUCGUCCCAUUUUCAGUUUUUGUUUAACAUAAAUCUCUCUUUUUUAUAUAUAUAUAGAAUAUAUUUAGAAAAUGUAAAUGCUCCCUGGAAGUUUUGCUAAGUGUCAGGUAGCAUUUUGUAAUGUAUUUAUUGGCUAUGAUGAUGUUGGGAUCCUCUUUGCACAUCGCAGUGCAGUAAUUAUACCAAAUAAAGUACGACAAAUUAUAUAGUACUUUAUAAAUUAUCACAGUAUCCAAAAUUCUAAGAAUGACAAAAACACAAAGAGAUGAUAUAGGAAAGUAGGUGCAUGGUGACAUUUGCAUUAAUAUUACAUGUUUUGUUUGGUUCACCAGGACAGUAGGCACAUGUGUUCCAAAACACUGGAUUGAUUUUUUUUGUAAAUGUCUGUAGUGAUAUUCAUCAGCUAGUUGAUAUGGAGUUUAAAUAUGAAUAUAGCUGAAUAUAUGAAUUUCUUGUUGUGUGUGUUUUAUAUAUAUUUUUAAACUAUUAGUUUCAAUCCUCACCUGAUCAUCGUUUAACAAAAAUCCCAAUUAAAAAUGGCAGUUAAUUGCUUUGUCACUUAA